Messenger RNA from Stomoxys calcitrans (stable fly), 3930 nucleotides. RefSeq lists its product as uncharacterized. The transcript has 2 exons. The coding region runs from base 550 to 3828 and encodes 1092 amino acids. Lineage: Eukaryota; Metazoa; Arthropoda; Insecta; Diptera; Muscidae. The record is from RefSeq and is a predicted model, not a curated record.
AUUAGGGAUAAUUGGGGUUUUAACAAACCCCUAAUGAUUUCUUAAAAUAUACGCAAGAAACCAGGAAAAAUGAUUUCCCUAUUCAAAGAAAUUUCAGUAGACCAUAAAAAUGAGCAAAUCUGCAGCAGAUGUUCAGGGCAAAGGGCUUAGCGCUCAUCUUAGAACAGGUAAUCUCUGCCUCUAGUGUCAUAUGAGUGUGGAUUAAUUAUGACGCUAAUGAGUAAAAUGUGCUAAAUUCAGGCAAACUGCCCAAAACACCGAAGAGGAUUCUUAAGUAGACAGGCUUCAGUGAAAUGAAGUGUGGUGGGGAGGUUUUUGUACCUAGGCAAAGUUCUAGGCAAAAAUUACCUAAGUUGACAUUAUACUCAGCCCCUAAAAGAUGCAGACUUCUUACCUAACUAGGAUCUCUUUUUCCUUCAUUUCGCUUAUAAGCAGCUGCAAUUUUGUGUUUAAUGUCAGUUAUAAACUGUCUAACGUCUAACGUUUACCUCAGCAAAGCUAAAAGAAAAUUUGAAAAUUUUACGAAGAAGUUAAACAAAAUCUAUCACCAUGGUGGUAUCACAACAAUAUGCCCAUGGCAUACCAAAACGUUUGAGUAUAGAAGAAUUGAAAAAGAAAUACGAAACCCAAAUGCCACAGGAAGCCUCUAAACCCCAAUCUCCAAAGGUGACUAAGAAAAUCAAGGUCAAACAAUUGGCUUCUUUAUAUAAUGGCAAAAUUUCCCAAUUAAUGGAGAAAGAGCAUGGCAAUAAGAAAGCCAACAAUACGAAGGAUUCCCAAAAGUCAUCCUUGCCCAAACCUGUGCCUUUGCCAAGAACUCGUUUCGAUCAGAACCAAACUCCAGUGCCAAGUCCUCGCUCCAAGACUUUGGCCAAGCUGCAAAAGAGUUCCACGUUUUUUGUGGCCGAGGAUAUCCUGGCCAAACUCUCUGUCAAAGACAAGGCUCUACUCUAUACCCAGUUUGUCAAUGAUAUGUCACGUAAAAAUCCUAAAUUUGUCAACCAUGCCGAAAGGAUUGAAGCCAAUCUUAAGAAGGAAGUAAAACGAGGCGAAGUUGUCAAUGAGAAACAGGAAUCGGUGAAACAUCUCUUGAAGGAAAUUGAAGCUAGAUGUGUAUUCCCCAGACAAACCAUAUCGCCGGAAGCCAUGCCCAGAGUAACUACAAUACAAAGGCCAAGCAGAAGGGAUUCCUUUAAGGAGACUGUGACAAAGUCUAAGGAAUUUGAGGACUUGAUGAAAAGAGAAGAGUCUCACAUUUCCAGCUUAACCAUAACACUACAAAGCAACAACGAUAAAGACUUGCAAACGAGGCAUAGAAGAGCCAAGUCCUUGCCUAGGCAUAAAACCCAGGAAGAUGAUCUGAAUCUCUGCGAAACUGUGCACAAGCGUAACAAUGAUAAAAUGCGCACCACUCUGUCCAUUGAUGUCUAUGCUCCACCCAAAAAGAUACGACGUACCCGAGCAGAACAUUUGGCUCCUGCUCAGCUCUUCCAAAAUCAGCAUUUGGAGCAGUUGUUUUAUACAUGGCUGAAAGAACGCCAGCUAGAAGUUGAAACAACAAAAGAAGUUUUGGGUCAAUCCAAAAUCGAUCAACUUUUGGAGCAGGCCAUAGCCAAAUUGGAGACGGUGGAAACCAAACAGAAGAAGCAAGUAGAGGUGGAAGUAGAAGAUAAAGUAGUCCCAACAACUCAGCAACCUUGCUCUAAGCCCAUGAUUAGCUCCGAAUCUUCUACCACCUCUUCGGCUAAGCAUUCGGCAGCCGAAGAAAGCGAAUCUGGUGUUUCAAAUAUGGAAAAGCACAUCUCAGAUGUUUCGCCUCAAGAAUGUACCGAAUCCACCAUAGAUGAUUCGGGCUUUGUUAAACCCCUUAAGGCCUCGAGGAAAAAGAAAAUGCGACGCUCUUUAACAUGGCGCAAGGAUAGUACCAUGAUUGAAUCCAACAUUCUUAUCAGCUCCACCGAUUCUGAAGCCGAUCAUCAAUUAGCCCAGAGAAAGCCUCCCAGCAAACUUGCCAACACAGACUCCCCUUCCUUCAAUGAAGACAGUCAAUUCGUAGAGCCAAGUUUUGAGGAAUUGGAUAAGACCCUAAUGAAGUCGGUCAACUCACCCAGGAAGAUAAAAUCUGCCUACACUUUAACGGUGUGCACACCAAACUCAGGACUUGAUUCUUCCUCUACCUCUUCCCUAAAUACCAAAAGAGAAAGGCAUAUGGAAAUGAACCAAAGCAACAUGGCCAACUACUCAACUUCCAAGGACUCCCACAUGAAGAAGAUGACUGAAUUGCCUCGUUCCCUGGUAGAUAGUUUUGAUCAGGGGUUUGAGACUGGAUCCAAUGAUGUAGAUAGCCCCGUUAGAUCCAAUAGAAAAGCAAGGCCCAGUCGCUCUAAAAAUUCCCCUACUCCCAUGGAAAACCAACUGGCUCCAGAAUCUCACAAGGCCUCUCGAGAUAAAAACCAGAAAUCUUUGGCUAAUCCUUCAUGCUUUUCCACACCCAUCAAGCAUCAGGCACAGCAUAAUCUUAGUUCCGCCUUUAAUGAGACUACCACUGAAGUUCAAACCCAAAUCUUCAGUCCCAUAUCGGUGCCUGUGAAAAAUCGUCGCCGUUCCAUAUAUGACAAUGAGUCGCGACGUAGUUCCUUGGCCAUGCAAGUCAUAAGGGAAGAUCAUCCUUUGGAGCACCAUGAGAUACAAUCACCCAGCUCUGUCCAAAACUCGGGGGCCUUCUUUGCCAAUGCUCCCACCCUGGAGUUCAGCAGUAAUUUAAGCGAUCAGACUCAACAAUGCUCCUCGUUCUGGAUAAAAUCUGGAGAUUUUUCCAUUUCCCUGGACAUACAAAAGAAUGAAAGUGAUCGCCUGAAAUUACUUUACGAAAUCUUUAGCCAAAGGAGCUGUGAUACCAAGGAUCUACACUUUGGCAUAGAUGGUCAUCGUUUUGCGGUACAUCAUAAUGCCUAUGAGGAACAGGACAAUGCCCAUCGUUUGCCCCAGCUCGAAGGUUACUCUCAAUAUUGGUUUUCCAGCGGUGAUUUGGCCAUACCUUUCAGUGGAAAAUUAAUGGCCAGCCAGAAGGUUGAAAGACUGUUCCAAUUCAUCAAAGCUUCAGUGGAGGAGACGGGAGUUUUGCAAUUUGGAGUAGAUAAUGUGGAAUUCUCCAAUGUCUCCCAAUAUUGGAGUCAGUCUCCAAAAUUUUCCCUGGAAAGCAAUUACAGCAUGCUGGUGGGUUUGCAGUCUGGUCAAAGCAAUGGCCUGGAAGGACGCAGCAAAUAUGCCUGGCCCCAUUCAAAACCUGUGCAGGUUAGCGAUUUGGACCAAUCCGAUUUUGAGAGUGAAUAUUUUGAGGAUAAUGUAUCCGGACGCUCUUCACUAUCACCAUUUGGUAAUGAGCAGGCCCAAAGCUCGGAUACUUUUGGUAACGACUACCAAAAUGAGUCAUUGGAUCAAUUAUUCCAAAAAACCAAAAAUGAAAAGGCCUCACAGUCCAAUGACUCCACCAAAGUUCCCCAAGUGAUGAAUAUUCUGCAAAAGCAACAUCAGCGUUUGAGCUCAGUCAAGGAGCGUUUAUCUAGCUAUCACAAAUCAAAAGCUCCCGCCGCUGAACCUUUGGAUGCUUUGAAGGGAAGCCCUGAAUAUAUUGCCAAACUAAAAGAUGUUGUCUCUCACAUCAGUCGCAUAGGUUCAGAUGAUGGUUUUAAGAAUUGCUCCUUGGAAGACUUGGAACGUUAUAUGUUCUUUUUGAGCCGUUAUGCUGAUAUCUGUUUGAAUAGUUGCAGUGGCCAUAUGGAUAAGAUAUUGGAUGCCUUACUGGAUCAGAGAGCGGUGUUCGUUUAGAUCCCAAUUAAGGCCUUAAGGUAUAUGACAUGGGCAAAAAAAAUUUCCCAACUAUAAUUUUAAGUUUAAAUUUGAAAUAAUUAUUAAAAUUAACAAAAGAGC